Aspergillus chevalieri is the source of this 1860-nucleotide messenger RNA. RefSeq names its product glycoside hydrolase family 1 protein. Bases 1 to 1860 code for a protein of 619 amino acids. The transcript has 2 exons. Gene Ontology annotation, biological process: carbohydrate metabolic process. The record is from RefSeq and is a predicted model, not a curated record. Gene Ontology annotation, molecular function: beta-glucosidase activity. Lineage: Eukaryota; Fungi; Ascomycota; Eurotiomycetes; Eurotiales; Aspergillaceae.
AUGCGAGGAGCCCUGUUAUAUGGUAGUGCGUUAGUGGCGCUCACAGAAGCGCAGCAGUUGUAUCUUACAACUACUGGCUAUACCGAGCGUCCGCAAUGUACGCAGGCGGCUGCAUCACCUGAGUAUUACUUUCGUCCGUUCUCUUAUACGUUGAAUGAGACUGUUCGAUAUGCCACCUCGGUACCCGCGCCGACAACCACCAAAACGUAUGCAGCACCAUACUCCGAAGCCGUCAAGCACCUCACUACAACCCCCGCGACCACAACAUGGGGUAACUGGCUGCCUGGCCAAACGGAGAUUACCGCUACCGACACAGACGAACCUUACGGAGAAGCCGCAUGGUCUUCGCUAUGGAAGCUGGCUGAUAUAAAGAACUACACGACCACUGGGAUAUAUUCGACGACGGUCAGCCCCACGCCAGUUCCAAGCAGCGAGCUAGUCCUUCCGCCAAGGGACUACUUCGAGCCUACGGACUGCUACAACUUCCCAGACGAUUUCAUUUUCGGUGUUGCCGGGAGUGCUGCGCAGGUCGAAGGGGCCGUGGGCUUGGAAGGUCGCAGCCCUACCAUCCAAGAGAACCUCGCGACUGUUGACCAGCCAAAGAACUAUGUGACCAACGAGAACUACUACUUGUACAAGCAGGAUAUCGAGCGCCUGGCAGCUAUGGGUGUCAAGUACUACAGUUUCUCAAUUCCAUGGACGCGGAUUCUGCCCUUCGCCGUGCCCGGAUCACCGGUGAAUGAGCAGGCUAUCAAGCACUAUGACGAUUUAAUCAACACCAUCCUCGAUGCGGGCAUGCAGCCAGCAGUGACGCUUCUCCAUUUCGACAGUCCAUGGCUCUUCGUAUCUAGCGACAACUUCUCCGCUACUCCUGAUUUCGGUAAUGCUAAUGGAGGCUACCAGAACGAGACCUUUGUGGAUUCAUUCGUCAACUACGCAAAGAUUGUGCUCACCAACUAUGCCGACAGAGUUCCCGUUUGGUUCACGUUCAACGAACCCUUCCUUUACUCGUUCAAUUUCACCGGUGCCAACAAUGUCGUGCACGCACACGCGCAAGUGUACCAUUUCUACAAGGACGAACUAAAAGCAACCGGAAAAAUGGGAAUCAAAUUCAAUGACAACUUUGGCGUUCCCCGUGAUCCCACGAAUUCCAGUGACGUCGUCGCAGCAAACCGAUUCCAAGAGAUCCAACUGGGACUCUACGCCAACCCCAUAUUCCUCGGCAAGCAAUACCCCGAUUCCGUUCUCGAGACCCUACCAGGUGCCAAACCCCUCAGCUCAGACGAGCUCUCCUAUAUCAACAACACCUCCGACUUCUUCGGCAUCGACCCCUACACAGCAACCGUAGUCUCCGAACCAGCAGAGACAUUCACAGACUGCGCAGCAAACCACACCACCGCCAACACCAUCUUCCCCUACUGUGUCGUUCAAGAGACCAGAAACAUCUACGGCUGGAACAUCGGCUACCGCUCGCACAGCUACGUCUACAUAACACCCACCUACCUCCGCGAAUACCUAAACUACCUCUGGAACACCUUCCGCAAGCCCGUCCUCGUCUCGGAAUUUGGCUUCCCGGUGUACAAAGAGGAUGAGAAAGAAGAGCUCUCGGAUCAACUGUUUGACACGCCGCGGAGUAUUUAUUACUUGUCGUUUAUGUCGGAGAUACUGAAGGCGAUUCAUGAGGAUGGGGUGCAUGUUAUGGGUGCUCUGGCGUGGAGUUGGGCGGAUAAUUGGGAGUUUGGGGAUUAUACGCAGCAGUUUGGGUUGCAGGUUGUGAAUCGGACGACGCAGGAGAGGUUUUUUAAGAAGAGUUUGUUUGAUUUGGUUGAUUUUGUUGGGGCGAGGAUGGCGUCUUCCUGA